This is a messenger RNA of Atta colombica, 1136 nucleotides long. RefSeq names its product poly(ADP-ribose) glycohydrolase ARH3-like. Lineage: Eukaryota; Metazoa; Arthropoda; Insecta; Hymenoptera; Formicidae. The record is from RefSeq and is a predicted model, not a curated record. The transcript is spliced from 6 exons. Gene Ontology annotation, cellular component: nucleus; mitochondrion. Bases 26 to 1108 code for a protein of 360 amino acids.
UUUUCACAUAAUCAUAACAUUAAGGAUGGAUCCGGAAUUAUUGAAAAAUAAAUUUCGCGGUACGAUACUAGGAGUUUUGGUCGGCGAUUGUCUUGGAAGUCCAUACGAAGGCUUAAAGACAAUUUCAGCUCAGAAAAAAAGCAAUUUGCAACAACGGUUAAAUCAAUUGUGGGAUGUGAAGUUUAGAGAGCCUGUUAUGGAGUACACAGAUGAUUCGGCAAUGACAUGCGCCUUAGCUGAAUCAUUGAUUGAGAAACAAGAGCUGGAUAUUGUUGAUGUAGCUAAGCAAUUCGCAAAAAGUUAUCAUGAAAGACCUGAUCGUGGUUAUGGAGCUGGUACUGUAAUUGUACUUAAAGAAUGGAAGAAAUGUGUCGAGGAAACAAAUGUAAAAAUCCCAGCAAAAAAUUUAUUUGACGGUCUAGGCUCUUACGGCAACGGCGGUGCAAUGCGAAUUGCACCUAUUGCAUUAUUUUCAUACAACAAUUAUGACAAACUUUUACAUUAUGUAAAAGAAGUAACUGAAAUUACACAUGCACACAAAUUAGGGAUAAAUGGCGCUAUUUUACAAGUAAUUGCUAUAGCAAUUCAACAAAGUUUACAUUUAAAUCCCAGUGAAGAAUUGAACAUUUCCAAUUUUGUUGACGAUCUCAUAAAUAAAAUGGACAAAAUUGAAGGAGAUACAAGCGAACUAUAUAAAGAACGACUAAACAUAGUAAAGAAUCUACUUUCUGAGGAUGGAGAUGAUCUUAACGCUAUUAUAUCUCCUAAUGAACAACGGGUAGCUGAAGAACUGGGUGUUAAUGUCAGAGCUUUAGAAUCAGUUCCUACUGCGAUUUUCUGCUUUCUGAAAGCACAGAGACGCAUAAAAAAGAUACGAACUGAUAAUCCUCUCAGAAGAGUAAUUCAAUAUGCCAUUUCUUUAGGGGGCGAUACGGACACGAUUGCUAGUAUGGCCGGUGCAAUAGCAGGUGCUUUCUAUGGCUACGAAAAGUUCAGCUUACUGCUCUUAUCGCAUUGUGAAGAAUGGGAACGAUUUCAAGAAAUAGCCGAUAAAUUGCUGGAUAUAGCAACAUCCAAUGAGAUAAAUAAACAAAUAAUGUAUAUUUAAAAAGUGUGUAUAAAUAUUAUAUGAAAAA